Messenger RNA from Brassica rapa (field mustard), 1876 nucleotides. RefSeq names its product heavy metal-associated isoprenylated plant protein 12. The record is from RefSeq and is a predicted model, not a curated record. Gene Ontology annotation, molecular function: metal ion binding. NCBI's taxonomy places the organism in Eukaryota, Viridiplantae, Streptophyta, Magnoliopsida, Brassicales, Brassicaceae.
AUGGAUAAAGCGGUACUAAAAUUGGAUGUUUGUUGUGAAAGAACCAAACAAAAAGCUAUGUCAACUGUCUGUUGUCUAUCAGGAGUCCAGUCGGUGGACGUUAAGGAAGGUAAACUAACGGUGGUUGGAGAGAUUGAUGCCUUUAUUAUUGUGAAGAAAUUGAAGAAGAUAUGUUAUACCGAGAUAAUCACUGUUGGGCCGGCUAAAGAACCUGAGAAGAAGCCUGAGCCGAAACCUGAUCCGAAACCACUACAAGUAAUUUGUCACUAUGUCCCCACAUGUUCUCCACCUUACUAUCAUAAUUUCAACGGAUGUGACGGUGAAAAUCCCCAUGGUUGGUAAUCUAAAAAAAAAAAAAAAGAAUGGACCAAGUCGGUGCCCAAUUCUACACUUAUCUGUCAUCAGCUUCUUUGUAGUCAUUGGUUUUGCUAUGUUGUUACUGUAAUGCUCUAAAAUUUGAUCCCACUUCAUAAUAUAUGGAAAUGUAUGUGGAAAAGAUUUUAAAAAUUGAUUUAAGUAUUGCGAUCAGAAUACAUUUAUUUUCGGUUAUUAGUCUUGAUAGAACUUUAAAGUUAGGUUCAUUUCAACAUGAAUAUUGCGAUCAAUGGUGAACUAUUGGGAAAUAUAUUUUUAGUACCGUGAGGUCAAAAAAUAGAAAGAAGAAUCUUUCGAGCCUUGCUUUUUUUUUUGAACAACUCUUUCGAGCCUUUCAAAUAAUGUCCCGGCUGUCAGACGAAGAUGAAACCCAUGGAGCGAAAGAAGAAUCAUGGAGCCCCCCUAACCGUAGGAGUUGAGGCAUUACAACAAUAUUGUUUGAAAGAAAAGAAAAUCAAAUAUUAAAAGUCAAAUCUUAGUGUCUGGAUUUAAACAUUAAUCUCAAAAAUCACGAAUAAGUUUUUUUUUUUCAAUUUUACUUUGAUAAUUUGUCCAAGUACAUGAUUGAUAAUGUUACCAGUCAAGUGGUUAACACGGCUCGGUUUCAGAAAUACCAAUGUUUGUGUACCGGUAUAUGAUAACAAAACAAUCUCCUGAGCCUCUUAAAAUAAGGUACCGGUCGUCGGUCGUCGGACGAAUAUGAAACUCACAGACCAACAGAAGUUUCAUGGAACCCACUAACCGUGGCAGCCAGACAUUACGACAAUAUUAUUUAAAAGAAAACAAAAUCAGAUAUUAAUUAAACCAAAUUUUUUUUUAUGAAAUAUAAUCUUAAUACCUGGAUAAUCCUGAGCUUCGUCAACUUCGCUCUCGCCUGAGCAGCUUUGAAGCUCCGACAGUUGAGGGCAAUCCUGAGCUGGAGAGAGCUUGGCGUCCAUGACGCCAUCGUAGAUGCCAUAGUUCGAAAAAUCGCAUCAACUGACAGAUUACAUGUUUGGUUUUGCUUUUGGUUCGAUGCCUUCAUAAACGAGACAAGAAAAAGUGAUACGAAAUGUUUCGUAUAAUUAUGGAAAUGGUCCUUGUAUUUAUCUACUACUUCCAACUUGUACCCAUCUUUAUUUAUCUUUGAUAUUGCACAAUAACAUCUUCUUCUGUUUGCUCAAAAAAAAAAAAAAACAUCUUCUUCUUUUUUUUACAAAGAGACCAGGCCCAUUGUAAUAUUGGGCUUCUCACUUAUACACAUGAUGAGGCUCUCAAGAGUUUGCGUGGCCAAUGAGUUGUGUCUGGGGGAGUAGUUUCUUUGGAUAAUGUGUUUAACGACUACCUUUUUUGUCUGUUUUUUAUAUAAUAUCUUACUUUAUUCCACUUUAAAAGAGACCAAUAUAUUAAAAAUUAAGACGGAAAAAGUUGGUGGCAUGACGAUAUCGUUCUACGAGUUGAAACAUUGUAGCAGUUACCGUGUAGAAAAUUGGUGCCAUAAACACACUGCUUAGACCAUCUC